AUGGUUGAACCGUUUCAAAAAUGUUUAAGUCAAGUCAACUUUUUUUGCAAGUUGCUUGGUAUGAAUAUAGAUUAUCGUGGUGAUAGCGAGACUUUAAUACAAUUCUUGCGUAGUCACAAGUAUUUUAUUGCACAGUUUAUUUUAUUCAAUUCUCAAAAUGUAUCCCAAAUAUCAUGGGUUUGCGAAGCCGUCAUCACAGGAAAAUCUUUCCUAGAUGUAACUUAUAUGAUCCCUUGCCUAAUUUUUUGCAUUUUAAGUAUUUUUAAAGGAGUCUCAAUACUUUAUUAUGCAAAAUAUAAUUACGAAUUCAUUGUUACUAUGAAAAAUUUGCUAGCGGGUCUAACGCCAAGCAACGAGGAACAUAAUAUUUUUAUGAAAACUAUCAUUGACAAACAUGUUUUAAUGUUGACGAUUAUAUUCAAGAGGAUGGUUAAUAUUGUUGCGGUGUGUCUGAUAAUGUUUGCUUUGGGGCCCAUUUUUAUUAUGCUGUCGAAUUAUUACAAGACUAAAGAGGUCAAACUUGAAUUGCCCUUUAUCGGAUAUUAUCCGUUCAACGAGUACGACCUACGGAUUUAUCCCUUCAUGUUUCUUCAUCAGUGGUGGACAAGUCUCUUCGCUACGUUAAUGGUAUGUGGAACUGACUACUUCUUCUUCACUUGUUGCACAUUUAUACAAAUUCAGUUCACAAUACUGAACUAUGAUAUGGAAAAAUUAGUUAAUGACGGAUCUAGUUCAUGUGACAAAGAUAGAUUGAAAGAAUUAGUUUUGCGCCAUAUUGAAUUAAUGAGGUGCGUAGAUAUCAUGGAAACAAUAUUUUCAACGUCAAUCUUAUUCAACGCACUGACAAGUUCAGUCAUAAUAUGCAUCACUGGCUUUAAUGUUUCGGUGGUUGAAAACGUAUUUAUGGUGGGUUCAUUCUUGGCUUUUCUAAUUUUCAGUGUAGUGGAAAUCUUCUUAUAUUGUUAUUACGGCGACAUUAUUAUGAGAUCGAGCAUGAAUGUAGGUAAUGCAAUAUACAAUAGUUGUUGGUACAUGACGGGAGUGGCGGACAGAAAAUUGUUCCUCAUCAUUAUAACAAGGUCCCAAACGCCUUGCGAAUUGACGGCCCAUGGAUUUGCCAAAAUUAAUUUGUACACAUUUUCGAGUAUUCUAAGUACAGCCUGGUCAUACUUCGCUCUUUUGAAGACAAUGUAUCAUCCAGAAUGA
This is a messenger RNA of Spodoptera littoralis (African cotton leafworm), 1206 nucleotides long. NCBI's taxonomy places the organism in Eukaryota, Metazoa, Arthropoda, Insecta, Lepidoptera, Noctuidae. The record is from the annotation of a GenBank genome assembly.